Aspergillus clavatus NRRL 1 is the source of this 1857-nucleotide messenger RNA. RefSeq lists its product as uncharacterized. Lineage: Eukaryota; Fungi; Ascomycota; Eurotiomycetes; Eurotiales; Aspergillaceae. The record is from RefSeq and is a predicted model, not a curated record. The transcript has 5 exons. Bases 1 to 1857 code for a protein of 618 amino acids.
AUGCCGGCAAUUCAUCCUUCACUGCUCAAUAGAUCUCUUGAUACUCCCAGCAGUGCCAGUAAUGCCCUGCAGGUGAUUUGUGCCUGGCCAGUUUCUGGUCAGUAUGGACCCGGAACUCGAGUUUUAUACUAUGUCCUUAUAGCAACCUGCGUCUUCGGUCGCCGGGCUGAAUGGAUCAGAAAUGCUUGUCUGGCUGCUGCCCUACUAUUCCCAGCCGUCGCUGGCCUUCAUGGAAUUGUGCUUGCAUCCUUACACAAUGAUGACGCAGUUGAUAUGGACGUCUUCGGGGCAUUUCAAUUUUGCUCAAUCGGCGUCUUGACUGCCCCGGUCACUGUCCGACUCUCUCGAACCUACUUCAAUGAACCUGGUCGAAACAUCAUCUUUCUCUGGACUGGACUCAUUCUCGCGGGACUUGUGAGCUUAACGGUGGAGUUUUAUCGGAUCACAACUCAUAACUGCAUGGUGGCCGGCCACCCAUUAUCCAAGAACUCCAUGGAUUUCCUCUACGGAGAUACUACUUGUGGCCUCACUUGCUCCGUUGAAGAAGGCCCGUUCUCCCCCAUGCGAAGAGAUGCAGCAAACAACAUAUAUGUCAUCCCGGCACCAGAAAGGUUGACAUUUGGCGCUGCAACUCUGCUUGCCGCUGCUUGCUGUAUCCCGGCCGUCCUCUCGAUCGUUUCCAUGUGGAACAGGAUCCUUGAUCUUAAUUGGACGAGGCGUUUUGGAAAUCCGAAAAGAGACAUAAAAAGAGACGAAGAAGUGAUCGAGGGCACCAAUGGAGCGACCUUUGGGUCAAUGAAGAAUGUCAACGAGUUGAUCAGGUCGUUCUUGAGGGUUGUAGAAAUUCCGCUGUUUAGUGCAGCAGUGCUCGUCAUUAUUAUAAUUGGCGAGAGGAACUUUUUCAGCCAUCAGGUCCAGUACCAGACGGAGCCGAUUCAGAGCAUAGGGCAAUGGGCGCCGAUAGUUGGUGCUGGACUUGCUGUAAUCGGAUCUCUCUCUCUAUUUCUUGCAGUGGCCGUCGACGAUGAGCAAGUGGAGGCUGAAUCGGGGCUGAGCAGCACUCCCGCUAGUUCUCCCCGCUGGCGGCCGAGUAGCGACGAUGGGUCAGCAUCGACGACCCCCACUGAAUGGGCUACAGACCACCCCCAUAGUCCUCCGGAGGCCGCGAUGGGGAUAGUGCGGACGCCCACUCAAGGUACUGUACGGCAAUUGAAACGACAACAUACCGAGGACGUUGGUAAGAGGCGGAAAGUGGCCCAGAUGCUGAUCAAAUUCAGUGAACGUAUUAGCAACGCGGCGUACGAUCGAUAUAGUGGCACCGAUUUCAUGCGUGGCCCAGCCACCGGAUUUCCUGAAAUCCCUGGUGAGGACCUCAGGAACGGCGACCUAGAAAGAAUUCGGCGGUCAUACAAUCCACAUCUUACUGAACUGGCCACGCCAGUCUCUCCCGGGCAGACAUCGCGGAUGGGAAGCGUUGCUGGUAGCAUUUACUCCCACGUCGACCCUGAACAUAGUCCAACGGCCUUAAGGCCUGUCUCACCUACCCCUAGCAUAGCUAGAAGAUCACGAGCUAGCAUGUCUCAGGAUAGACGGCUAUCUGAGGUACAAGCGCCUACCUCAUAUUCUCCUAGCGCGGCAAGAAGUAGCUCAAGGCCACGCGGAAAUACGCUUGAAGUGCCAAGGGCACCGCCUCGAGCCCACAAUCCUGGAACGCGAAGCAGAUCGUCUACUGCUCCGGAUAGUUUCUCAGGCGGCUUGUCCAUCGCAGACACCGCGCCUGUGAUCAUCGUCUCUCCUGAUCUGGAUAUGCCCUCACCUGCACAAGAUUCACCUCAAAAUUCGCGUCCACGUCCUUGA